Messenger RNA from Sphaeroforma arctica JP610, 378 nucleotides. RefSeq lists its product as hypothetical. Lineage: Eukaryota; Ichthyosporea; Ichthyophonida. The transcript has a single exon. The record is from RefSeq and is a predicted model, not a curated record. The coding region runs from base 1 to 378 and encodes 125 amino acids.
AUGCUUUUGGGGACCCUACCAUCGAGUAUGGUGGGUGCGGUGUGCCAGUCGACGUCGUUGAAAAACGAUCAUACGGCGGAGAAGGUCACAGCGGUUGGGACCCUUGAAUGCGCGAAGUGCGGAAGACUCGGAGUCAGAGAAAUCGGCGUACGAGCCGGGAUCAAAAACAUUUGUGGGUGGUGGUGUGUAGAACACUGCCAGGUUUGGUUCAACCCCGAAGUCGUGUAUGGCGUCGUCAACGCUGGAUGGGCUGUGGAUUGUGAUUGGUGGAGGUUGAGGGAGAAUGGCAUGAGGUGGGAUAGGGGUGGGGCACGGGGGGGCAGUGCGACGGAGGUAGACACUGGGGAUAACGAGGGGUUGUGCCGUGGGGAUAGGUAA